This is a messenger RNA of Monopterus albus (swamp eel), 1378 nucleotides long. Its product is annotated as growth arrest and DNA damage-inducible protein GADD45 gamma-like. The transcript has 3 exons. The record is from RefSeq and is a predicted model, not a curated record. Lineage: Eukaryota; Metazoa; Chordata; Actinopteri; Synbranchiformes; Synbranchidae. Bases 162 to 626 code for a protein of 154 amino acids. Gene Ontology annotation, cellular component: cytoplasm; nucleus. Gene Ontology annotation, biological process: regulation of cell cycle.
UUCAGCCAAUCAGGCCGCAGCGCUUUCACUGCGCCGCAAGCGAUGGAGGGUAUAAAAAGGGGAGGAGCAGGCCUGAAAGCACUCUGCUCCUUUUCGGAUUUACUCUCAGAGCAAACUGUCUAAGGCUCCCUCCUUUGCGGAAUACUGUAAUCAACUUCAUCAUGACUCUGGAGGAGGUUCUGAUCCAGAAACCCAUCGAGCGUACUCAGUGCACCGGCAACGCCCUGGAGGAGGUCCUGGUGUCCGCUAAAGACAACGACUCCCUCACAGUUGGUGUAUAUGAAUGCGCAAAAGUUAUGAAUCUUGAUCCGGACAGUGUGUCUUUCUGCGUCCUGGCCAUGGAUGAGGAGUUUGAGUGUGACAUCGCUCUCCAGAUCCACUUCACCCUCAUCCAGUCCUUCUGCUUCGACAACGACAUCAGCAUCGUGAGAGUGAGCGACAUGCAGCGUCUGGCUGAGAUUGUUGGUGACAAGGCCGAGCAGCUUGAAGACGCCCACUGUGUCCUCAUCACGAACCCAGCUGAAGGGUCUUGGGAGGACCCUGCUCUAGAGAAGCUGCACCUGUUCUGCGAGGAGAGCCGCCGCCUGAACGACUGGGUUCCUGAGAUCAGCCUCCCCGAGCGUUGAUCUGGGACUUGGCUCCUCUCAUGCUCAGAUGCUGUGAAGCUUGUUAUCUGGAAAUGCUCAUCCUGACCAGCAGGAUGACCCUGUAUCUGCUCAUCCCUGGAUACUCCUGAGGAGGAUUCUCAUCCAGGCAGCACGGCACCGGCCCAAGGAAGGGCCCCCGUGAACCGUCGCCUCUUGUCCCGUCCAUGCCAAGAUGACUCUCAUUCUUUAUGUGAAUGAGGUCAGGUAUGCCGCAAGAGCGACACGUUGACCCUCAUUCUUUGUGCGGAUGAGGUUUGGAGAGGAAGGAGAAGCGAGGUCUGCGUCCUGUGGUCUCACAGAGCAAAUGUCGCACGUUGAAGCACGCGCAGCAGGAGAAGAAGCGGUGCUGGGAAAGAGGUCUUCUUAAAAAGGGACUUUUUAGAGCUGGCCUCUUUGCUGAGCAACACUACAACAGUUGCAGUCAGCGCAAAUGUUUCCCACUUUCCAGAAUUGUCUUAAUUCUCUAAAGGUUUCACUUUAGAAAUUUAACGAUGACAAAAAUAUUCUAAAACGUAAAAAAACACUGAAAAAAAGGUCUUUUCUCUAAAGGUUUCACUUUAGAAAACGACUAAAUGAAAUUAAUGUUAAAGCUUAUGAGAAUUUGUAAGAUUAUCCUAUAAACAUGUUAUUAUGUAUUGAAGACAGAACUGUUAAAAUAUUUGACUGAAAACUCUGAGUCUGUUGAAACACUGAUGGAAAUUUAUAUCUCUAACAUUUUGCUUUAUAACUUG